Messenger RNA from Ostrea edulis (European flat oyster), 1418 nucleotides. Its product is annotated as techylectin-like protein. The transcript has 5 exons. The coding region runs from base 49 to 1305 and encodes 418 amino acids. The record is from RefSeq and is a predicted model, not a curated record. NCBI's taxonomy places the organism in Eukaryota, Metazoa, Mollusca, Bivalvia, Ostreida, Ostreidae.
UCGGAAAACAUUUGUUCAUAGUGCUGCGAGACAAAAUUUCUAUUUGCAAUGAUGAAGGGUUUCGUGGUUGGUUGUUUUCUUAUUCUAAAUGGAGUAAUUGGUUUUCAGUCGCUCGUAGACGUCAAAGUCAAUGAAAAACCUGAAUUAUCCUCUGUAACAACAUCCAAUAAAGUUUCAACCGUUUUACGUGACAUAUUAAACCAAGAGAGCCUGGUCAGGUUUUCUAUGGUACAAAAAAUCCAAGGUUUAGCAAUGGAUGCCAUAGACAAUAAAAACAAUAGUCAAGCCAUGAAAAGGAAGAUUGGUGACAUGAUGUCGGAAUUACAGGCUAGUGCAGAAAAUGACCGGAAAAUAGAAGUGGAGAAUUCGAAAUUCAAAGAAGAAUUAAGGACUAUCAAUGAAACAAACCAAAACCUAAAGGAAGACAACGUUAAGCUGAAUGAACAAAUAGUGGUAUUGAACAGGACGUUAAAAAACACAGUGACUAAUGAACAGUUUGACGUCUUUAAGAAGGAUUUCAACCUGAGUCUACAGAUGAUUGAUACAAAUUUACAGAACUUUACUCUAUCAAUUAACAAAACAGUGGAAAAUUUAAUUACAGAACAAAGAAAUGCAUCCACAGAUCCUUCUAGAGUUGAAAUCUAUUAUGAUUGUGAGAAAAUUCUGGAAAAAAAUCCUAACCUUCUUGGGACUGAUGGUGUAUACAUUAUAGUUCCUGACAACAGAACUUCAGUAAAUGUAAAUGAAGUCCAAGUCUACUGUGACAUGACCACAGACGGAGGAGGAUGGACGGUAAUACAAAGACGAUUUGACGGGAAAACAGAUUUUCAUCGCGAAUGGAAUGAUUAUAAGAAAGGAUUCGGAGACCCUGGCAGAGAAUAUUGGCUAGGAAAUGAUCAUAUCCAUACCUUGACCAGCGGAAGAAACCAGGAACUGCGUAUUGACAUGGGGAAAUUCACUGGAUCCAUGGUGUAUGCUCGGUACUCGCAUUUCUCUGUUGGGAGUGAAUCAUCUAAAUAUAGACUGUCCAUCAGUGGCUACAGCGGAGAUGCAGGAGACAAUAUGAUACAAGCUCAUAACCUGAAUGGUAUGUCCUUCUCAACAAAGAAUAGAAACAAUAGCCGGAUGGGUGGACAGCAUUGCGCCAUCUAUCACACUGGUGGAUGGUGGUACAAUACAUGUACACACUCAGAUCUCAAUGGCGUUUAUCAACCGUCAAAUAAGAAAAAUAGAAAGGGCCUAUUCUGGGGACAGAGUAAUGAAAACAUGAAGACUACUAAAAUGAUGAUCAGAUCCAAGAAAUGAGAGAAAUAUGUUUUCUAUGAAAUAAAUCCACAUUUCUUGAAAAUAAGUGAAAUGGAACAUUGUUAUUUUUGUAUCCGUCCGUACAGUUGUACGUAAUGUGAAUCCCUAUCGUG